Messenger RNA from Triticum turgidum subsp. durum (durum wheat), 1026 nucleotides. The record is from the annotation of a GenBank genome assembly. NCBI's taxonomy places the organism in Eukaryota, Viridiplantae, Streptophyta, Magnoliopsida, Poales, Poaceae.
AUGGAUCGCCAAGCUACCCCACGAAGUGAGCUGGAGUGUAUGAUAUUUGACGGAAGCACAAAACCAAAGGCCCUGCCACUAUCACUUCUGCAGGACAUCACCAGCGACUUCUCUAUUGACCAAUUCAUUGGCUCCGGUGGCUUUGCAAUGGUUUAUAAGGGAGUGCUUGGCGAUGGCAUAGUUGCUGUGAAGAAGCUUUCCGAAAACUUUGGUAUCGAUGAGGAGAAAUUCAGUGGAGAGAUUCGUUGUUUAAUGAAGGCAAAGCACAAAAAUAUAGUAUGGCUCCUAGGAUAUUGUUCUAACGCACAAGGGGAAAUGUUAAACUACGAGGGAAGGCUUGUCAUGGCAGAUGUACGAGAAAGGUUACUCUGUUUUGAAUAUCUACCUAAAGGGAGUCUUGAUAAGAAAAUCACGGAUGCAUCCUGUGGACUUGCAUGGAGAGAACGCUAUCAAAUUAUAGUUGGAAUUUCUGACGGUUUAUAUUACCUUCACCAAAAGGGCAUCGUUCACUUAGAUCUUAAACCAGGAAAUAUAUUAUUAGAUGAUUAUAUGGUGCCGAAAAUUGCCGAUUUUGGGCUUUCAAGGUUCUUCGAUGAAAAGCAAAGCCAGGUUAUUGCUUCGAAGCUGAUUGGAACUAUGGGAUAUUUGGCACCAGAAUUCUUUGGCAGCAGACAGAUCACAUUCAAGUUAGACAUAUAUAGUCUUGGUUUGAUAAUCAUGGAGAUAGUAACAAGAGGGAAGGGAUAUGCUGACAUUGACAAUGUACUUGAGAGUUGGAGAAAUAGGUUGGGGAAGUCACAGGCAGACACACAACUGGUACAAGUACGGGUAUGCACCGAGAUAGCGAUAGAGUGCACUGACUUCAACCCGGCGAAAAGACCAGAUGCACAGGAUAUAAUUAAUAGGCUUGGCGCAACAAAAAGUGCAGACGACUUUGCUACUGAAACUGGGGCAAAUAGUAAAAUUAUUGCAGUUGCCAGCUGUGCCUCCAGGUCCCACAAUUGGUCCAGAGAAUACAAUGGCUAA